GGUAGGGGAACCUCAAGUUAUAAUACUAAAAAUAACCAAAAUCCAAUAUAUAAAAGGCAAGGCUUCAUCUCCAAUGGAAACAUGAUCUUUUAAGUAAGAAUCAUCAAAAAAGAAAAAAAGCCAACCACACUUCGAAGGGGCUUCAUUACCUUCGAAGGAGUUGGCAGUUGAAUUUGCUGCCCCUCCAAUUUUGUUUUCAUUUUUAAUAAAAAAAAUUUACGAUUAUGUCGAGCUCGGAUGACUCUGAGAGGAAGAAGCGGAUCGCUAUAAUCGUGGUCUCCUCUUUCCUCUUGGUGGCCGUGGUGGUGGCGGUGACAGUCGGGGUUACCAUCCAAGAAGAGGACAGCGACUACGACGACGGAACCACAGAUGGGAAUAAACACGCUCAGGUUACUUCCUCCAAGAAGGCUAUCAAAAUGAUUUGUCAACCAACCACUUUCAAGAAAACAUGUGAAGAGCAGCUCCAACAUGAAGCUGGGAACAAGACCGAUGUUAAAGACCUGAUUCAAGCGGCGUUUAAGGCGGCCAUGAAGUACGUGGAGCAAGCUCAGGCGAAUUCCACCCUUUUGAGGGAUCUGGAGAAAGAUGAAGGGACUAGAAGUGCUUUAGAUGCCUGCAAGAUUUUGUUGAAUUCUACCAUGAGGGAAUUUAACAAGUCACUUGAACUUGUUGACAAGAUAGAAGUUAAUACGGUGAAUAAAUUGUUGGGUGAUAUGAAGAUUUGGUUGAGUGCUACCAUUAGUAACCAACAAGCUUGUUUAGAUGGGUUCGAAAAAACCAAAUCAAAAACGGAAGCUGGGGAGAAAAUGAAGAAGUUCUUGAACAUCACGAUGCAACUCAGUAGGAAUGGUCUUGCCAUCGCCUGUGAGUUAUCGGAGCAACUUAAACAGUUGGAGCUUGCCGGACUGUUUGAACGUCGCCGUCUUCUCCAAGAUGAAGAUCAACUUCCGGUUGUCGGCCAUUCUGAUUGGACUUCUUUUUUAGAACGAAACAAGGAAUGGAAUCGUCGCCGUCUUCUCCAAGACGAAGAUCAACUUCCGGUUGUCGGCCAUUCUGAUUGGACUUCUUUUUUAGAACGAAACAAGGAAUGGAAUCGUCGCCGUCUUCUCCAAGACGAAGAUCAACUUCCGGUUGUCGGCCAUUCUGAUUGGACUUCUUUUUUAGAACGAAACAAGGAAUGGAAUCGUCGCCGUCUUCUCCAAGACGAAGAUGGACUUCCGGUUAUUGGCCAUUCCGACUGGACAUCCUUUUUAGAACGAAACAAGGAAUGGAAUCGUCGCCGUCUUCUCCAAGACGAAGAUGGACUUCCGGUUAUUGGCCAUUCCGACUGGACAUCCUUUUUAGAACGAAACAAGGAAUGGAAUCGUCGCCGUCUUCUCCAAGACGAAGAUGGACUUCCGGUUGUCGGCCAUUCCGAUUGGACAUCAUUUUUAGAACGGAACAAGGAUUGGAACCGCCGCCGGAUGCUCCAAGAAGGCGAAGACCUCUCCGUUAUGGGGCAUAGGGACAUUGAUCUCGAAAUUCCAGCAGGAGCUAGGAGAUUGAUGUCGACUGAUUUGAAGCCUGAUCUUAUUGUGGCCCAGGACGGUAGUGGAGACUGCAAAACCCUUAAUGAAGCCAAACAAAGAAUCCCCUCCGGAUCCACCAAGCCUUUCGUCAUUUAUGUCAAGGCCGGAGUUUACGCUGAGAAUGUUGAUUUCACCUCCGAUUUGACCCAUGUUGCGCUGGUUGGAGAUGGUAAAGAAAAAACCAAAAUCACCGGUAAUAUCAGUACCGGUCCUGAUGGAAAACCCACUACCUACUUCACUGCUACCGUCGGUGUCGAUGGAGACCACUUUUUUGCCAAGAACAUUGCGUUCGAGAACUCGGCCGGGCCAUUGAAAGCACAAGCGGUGGCGUUAAGGUUACAGUCAGAUUUUGGAGUGUUCUACAACUGCUCGAUAGAUGGUUACCAAGACACACUUUACGUAUUCAGCAAACGCCAAUUCUUCCGUGAAUGCACCAUCUCUGGAACAAUCGAUUUCGUAUUCGGCGAUUCGGCGGCGGUCUUCCAAAAAUGCAAAUUCCUUGUCCGGAAGCCACAAUUAGGACAACAAAACGUUGUUACGGCACAAAAAAGAUUGGACCAUAAUCAGCCCACAGCUUUUGUGAUCAUGGACAGUGAAAUCAUCCCAGAUGCUGAACUUGCACCAGUGAAGAACGAAUUCCCAGCAUUCCUUGGUCGUCCAUGGGGUAAGCUAUCCAGGGCUAUCAUCAUGCAAACUUACAUUGACGAUAUGGUACACCCCGAAGGUUGGACCAGUUGGGAUCCCAAAGAACCGACAAAUCUUUGCCAAUACGCCGAGUUCAAUAACACUGGCCCUGGUGCUUCCACUUCCCUUCGUGUUAAAUGGGCCGGAGUUAGGUUGCUUAACGAGGCAGAGGCCAUUAACUACACUCCACCCAAGUUCUUCGACGUCGGCGAUGCUUGGAUUAAGGAGUCCGGAGUCCCUUACAUCCCAGAUCUUUCCAUUGGUAAAGCUGAAGACAAAGGGUUGAUCCCUACGUCCCCAGAUGUUCCCGCUAGUAAACCCGAAAACAAUGGGUUCAUCCCUACCUCCCCAGAUGUUCCCGCUAGUAAACCCGAAAACAGUGGGUUGAUCCCUAUCUCCCCAGAUCUUUCCGCUAGUAAACCUGAAAAUAAUGGGGUGAUGCCUAUCUCUCCAGAUCUUUCCGCUAGUAAACCUGAAAAUAAUGGGGUGAUGCCUGUCUCCCCAGAUCUUUCCGCUAGUAAACCUGAAAAUAAUGGGGUGAUCCCUAUCUCCCCAGAUCUUUCCGCUAGUAAACCUGAAUAUAAUGGGGUGAUCCCUAUCUCCCCAAAUCUUUCCGCUAGUAAAGCCGCACACAAAGGGGAGAUAAAGCUGAAGAAACUUAAACACAAGAAAAAGAAGCACCAUGGAAAAGGGAAGAAGCACCAUGGAAAAGGGAAGAAGCACCGUGGGAAAGGGAAGAAGAAAGGGAAGAAAUCCAAGAAGCACCAUGGAAAAGUUGAGUUGAAAUCAAUAACCCAGGCUUAAUUUCUAAAUUAUAUUAUACAUUUCUAUAAUAUUUUUUAUAUAUUAUAUAUUAAAUUACUGAUGCAGCAAAGGUAUCAGCUCCUUCCAGGGACAA
Gossypium raimondii (Peruvian cotton) is the source of this 3150-nucleotide messenger RNA. RefSeq names its product probable pectinesterase/pectinesterase inhibitor 21. The transcript is spliced from 2 exons. NCBI's taxonomy places the organism in Eukaryota, Viridiplantae, Streptophyta, Magnoliopsida, Malvales, Malvaceae. Bases 225 to 3056 code for a protein of 943 amino acids. Gene Ontology annotation, molecular function: pectinesterase inhibitor activity; pectinesterase activity. The record is from RefSeq and is a predicted model, not a curated record. Gene Ontology annotation, biological process: cell wall modification.